Molecule: messenger RNA, 3379 nt
Organism: Rubroshorea leprosula
Lineage: Eukaryota; Viridiplantae; Streptophyta; Magnoliopsida; Malvales; Dipterocarpaceae
Source: the annotation of a GenBank genome assembly
AUGAUCCUCUAGUCACUUCUAUCAUGAUCAACAAUUGUGAGGUGCAGCGUGUCCUUGUUGACACAAGGAGUGCACCCGACAUCAUGUACUUCCAUUGUUUUGAGAGUCUUGGGUUAGAUCCAGCUCUGUUGCAGUGGUAUGAUGGUCCCAUCUAUGGGUUCAACAACCAACCAGUUCCAGUUGAAGGAGUCCUCACCAUGAAUGUUGCAUUUGGAAGUGGCCGAAGUUAUGUGACCCCUUCCGUGAGGUUUUUAGUAGUCAAGAUAGCGUCCUCUUUCAACGGUGUCAUUGGCCGACCUACACUGAUUGAAAUCCGAGCUGUAGUUUCCCAGUCUCACCUCUGCAUGAAAUUCCCAACUCCUACGGGAAUAGCAACGCUGCGAGGCAACCAGGAGGUGGCCCGACAUUGCUAUAUCACCUCGGUCACACAACCUCAGAAGGGCAAAGACCAGACACCCGAGGUCAAUCCCAAACGGAUUCCUGACGAUCGGCAAGUUAUGGGUGUGGAGAUCAUUGGGACUAAAUUGAACCCAGAGGAAAGAGCAGAGCUAAUAGCUUUUCUUCGGGACAAUAAAGAUGUUUUCGCAUGGACUUCCGCAAAUAUGCCGGGAAUUCCCACUUCAGUUUCUCAACAUAAACUCAGCACCAAUCCACUCAAGAAACCCGUAGCCCAGAAGCGGCGCCUCUUUGGGGGAGAGAGGUUAACAGUUAUUAAAGAAGAAGUCGAGAAACUCCUACAAGCUGGCUUUGUCAGAAGGGUCGAUUACUGUGAGUGGGUCGCCAAUCCAGUGCUGGUGAAAAAAGCAAACGGUAAAUGGCGGAUGUGCAUCGAUUACACUAACCUCAACGAUGCAUGUCCAAAGGACUGUUACCCAAUGCCGAAUAUUGAUAAGUUGGUUGAGGCAACUUCGAGAAAUGAGAGGUUAAGUCUCUUGGAUGCAUAUUCAGGAUAUCACCAGGUGUCAAUGGCUCCAGAAGACGAAGAGAAAACCUCGUUCUAUGUCGGUGACGAAAUCUAUUGCUACGUGAUGAUGCCCUUCGGCCUGAAGAAUGCGGGUGCCACUUACCAGAAGAUGGUUACCAUCGUAUUCCGAGCUCAAAUAGGCCGGAAUCUGGAAGUAUAUGUUGAUGAUAUCGUAGUAAAAAGUUUGAAAGUUGUAGAUCACUUAAACGACCUCGAGGAGACAUUCAACAACCUCAGAAAGAACAGAAUGAGGCUGAAUCCAGCAAAGUGCAUCUUCAGCGUGGAGUCUGAAAAAUUUUUAAGCUUCAUGGUGUCCAGGAGGGGGAUCGAGGUUAACCCCGAAAAGAUCAAAGCAGUAGUCGAGAUGGAACCACCGAAGUCAGUGAAAGAUAUACAGAGGUUGACUGGAAGAGUGGCAGCUCUUCAUCGAUUCAUAUCGAAGUCAGCAGAUAAAUGCUUGCCAUUUUUCAAGAUUAUGAGCUCACCACCUCUACUAACUAAGGCCGUAGAUGGAGAGAUUCUUUAUUUGUAUCUGGGAAUUUCAGACGAAGCCAUUAGCUCGGUCCUGGUAAGAGAGGAAGCCAAACAGCAGAAGCCAAUCUAUUACAUCAGCAGUGUGCUGCAUGGAGCAGAGCUGAGGUACCCCCUUGCUGAGAAGGCAGCUUUAGCAGUUAGAUCUGCAAUCCGAGCUCAGGCACUGGCAGAUUUUAUUGUGGAAUGCACUCCAUGUCAUUCAACCCCCAAUCUAGAGCCCAACGAGUGGACCUUAUAUGUUGAUGGGGCAUCUAAUAGCAAAGGUUCAGGGGCUGGAGCUCUCUUGAUUGGCCCAGAUGGGUACCGAAGUGAACAUGCCCUGAAGUUCAACUUCGAUGCAACAAAUAACAUGGCUGAGUAUGAAGCUCUGCUACUUGGUUUACAACUAGCAUUGGAGUUGAAAAUCAGCGCAAUCCAGGUGUACAGUGACUCCCAGCUGGUGGUGAAUCAAGUCAACUCAAUAUGCGAAGUUGUCGAUCCGGUGAUGAUGAAGUAUGUAGCCCUUGUGGCCGAGCUGAAGUGCAGAUUUCAGAGAUCAGUUUUUGUGGAGGUCUUAGAUGCACCAAGCUUCACGAAGCUGCGGGUGAUGGAGAUCAGCAUAGAUCCAGGCACGCCAAGCUGGACUGACUCAAUUGUCUCCUUCCUACGAGACGGGAGAUCUUUCUCACUCCCUCUCCUACGGUGCUUAAAUCCCUAUGAAGCAGAGUAUGCACUCAGGGAGGUGCAUGAAGGUGUCUGCGGAAGUCACAUGGGGGCUCGAACUUUGGCUCAUAAAGUCCUUAGACAGGGUUAUUAUUGGCCCAACAUGUACAAGGAUGCCACUCACUUUGUUCAGAGAUGCUUGAAAUGCCAGUUCUUUGCGCACCUGACUCACCAGCCUGCAGAAGAGCUCACUACUCUGGUAGCACCAUGGCCAUUUGCUCAGUGGGGAUUGGAUCUUUUGGGCCCAUUCAUGAAGGGGGUUGGUGGUGUAACCCACUUGAUUGUUGGUGUAGAUUAUUUCACAAAGUGGGUUGAAGUUCGGCCGUUAUCUAGUCUUACUUCCAAGAAAGUUGAAGACUUUGUUUUCAGCUCAAUCAUCUGCAGAUAUGGGAUCCCGAAUCAGAUUGUGGCUGAUAAUGGAACUCAAUUUAACUGCACCUCUUUUCGAGAUUUCUGUUCCAGCUACAGGAUUAAACUGCAGUUCACCUCGGUUUAUCAUCCAGAGUCCAACGACAUGGUCGAAUCUGUUAACAAAUGCAUUUUAGAAAGUAUAAAGCCGAGAUUAGAACAGCAUAAGGCCAAAUGGGCAGACGAGCUCAACAAUGUUCUCUGGGCAUACAGAACCACGAGCCGAACCGCCACAGGCGAAACACCUUAUCAUCUGGCCUUCGGAACCGAAGCAGUCAUUCCUAUCGAGAUAGGAGUCUUGAGCUUCAAGGUUACCCAUUUCGAUGAAGGACGAAAUGGACAGUUGCUUCGAGAGAACCUCGAUCUGCUUGAUGACGUUAGAGAAGAAGCACGACUUCAAACUCUAGUCUACAAGCAGAAGAUAGCAAACUUCUACAACAAACGAGUUCGACCCCGAACAUUCAAUGUAGGAGACCUUGUUCUCAGGAAAGCUGGUCUAACGGGAUUCGAAACUCGAUUCGGAAAGUUAGCACCAAACUGGGAAGGCCCCUACACUGUCACCGAAGUGCCGCACCCAGGUGCUUAUAUCCUACGAGACACGGACGACAAAAGGGUUCCCAGAGUCUGAAAUGUCAAUAAUUUGAAGAAAUUUUACCCUUAAUGCAUCUCUUUCCAGUAAACUUUGUCUCAUUUUUAUAUUCGUUGUUAUUCUAUUUGCUCGAUGUGUGUCUGAACUCAAUUCAUUUAUCUCAAUAAUGGGUGUCACUUCAC